AUGACUAGUGAGGUAGCGAAGGUUAUUCCUAAAAGGUUUACAUCGAGGUUUACUGUAUCCAAAACAGGGAAAAGAAGUAACAGCAAUAUUAAAAAUGAGGCUAUAGAUAUAGGACGGCAAAGAAAAGUGAAGUCGAUGCAGGUGGUUUUUUUCACAGAGCUUCCGUCCUUACCAACCCCAUCAAUAGAUCUUCAAGAGAUUUUAAUCAGGUUCAACCAAGCCACGAGAAACUGCGCCGGUGAUAGUUCAUGGGGAUCUCAAUUAUUUGACAUGAAGGUGCCGACCCGGAAGAGUAGAAUCAGGUGCAAAAAGACCAGGUGUCUUAAUGGGUUUAUGGCAUUCAGAUCCUUCUACAGUCGAUCCAUUUAUAACGUAGAGCACCAAAGGGAGCUCUCGACUUUACUUGGAAAGCUAUGGAAAAAUGAGCCUAAUAAGGCAAUUUGGAAUAGAUAUGCAAUAGAAUAUAACUCGCAAGCGAUCAACCAAGAUUUUGUGGAUUGGCUUUUCAAGGCCUUGGGUUUGGAGGUGGAGACAUUUCCAAUCCCAUAUACUAGCACAGUUAGGAAUGAAAGUUGGACAUUUUCCUCUCGAAAUAAUGAAAAUGCCGUUGAGGAUAUCUAUUAUAUUGGUACUGUGUGA
This is a messenger RNA of Debaryomyces hansenii CBS767, 639 nucleotides long. Its product is annotated as DEHA2E19096p. The record is from RefSeq and is a predicted model, not a curated record. The coding region runs from base 1 to 639 and encodes 212 amino acids. Gene Ontology annotation, cellular component: nucleus. Gene Ontology annotation, biological process: positive regulation of mating-type specific transcription, DNA-templated. Lineage: Eukaryota; Fungi; Ascomycota; Pichiomycetes; Serinales; Debaryomycetaceae. Gene Ontology annotation, molecular function: sequence-specific DNA binding; DNA binding, bending. The transcript has a single exon.